AUGGCAUUGUUCUUUGAUACUUUUGCCAUGCCUUAUACACAAAAUUCUCUCCAAAUUAUACAGUACAGUGGACCUUCAAAGCCUAAGCAAACCUCUCGUCGUAACCCCUUAAAGGCCCUAUCAAGCAAAGAGAGUCUAAAAUCCAACACUAAAUUGAAGAAUAAAGAAAAUCCUGUACCUAUGUCGGACGGAGUCGAAGUUAUUGACUUGACAUACUUAGUUAGAGAAGGCAACAGCGAGAUCAGCGGUAGCAGAUGUGGAGGAGAUGACGAUGUGAGCAGUUACGACGAUUUUGCGCCCCAGAACGAAAGUGAAGGCGAAGGGUUCAAGCGAAACUUUCGAGAAGGCAUAGAGGACGAGAGCUUAAAUCAGCCAGCUCCUUCUGAAAACAUCGGUCAAGAAAACACGGUUGUUAUCGAGGACAGUCAGCCCAGUUCAGAUACAGACGAGGGCGACUCGCACGACAAUGAUGCAGGGACGCAGAUACGCGAUCGGCUUGGAGUUUCGAGCAUCAUAGCCCCGGAUCUUCGCGGUGGGGAGUGUCCUAUAGACACGGAGAAUGUUAUCGAAUCCGAUGCGGUUGGGAAAGCAAAGACUCAAAUGAGUGGGUUCCCGCGUCGCAAAUUUUCAUCAACGCCGCCAAUGAGCUUGUCGAAGAUGAAUAUCGAAGAGUCAACGCAAGGCGGCCCUCCUACGAUUGAAAACACGAGCAACUGCGUGGCUGACCCGCAAGCGGAAACGCUUCCCGCCAACCAAGCGGCACAUUCGAUCGUCAAACACGACAUCGAAGCAGCGCCUUAA
Messenger RNA from Bipolaris sorokiniana ND90Pr, 801 nucleotides. RefSeq lists its product as uncharacterized. The record is from RefSeq and is a predicted model, not a curated record. The coding region runs from base 1 to 801 and encodes 266 amino acids. The transcript has 4 exons. Lineage: Eukaryota; Fungi; Ascomycota; Dothideomycetes; Pleosporales; Pleosporaceae.